Messenger RNA from Scleropages formosus (Asian bonytongue), 2083 nucleotides. It is a transcript of the gene ccdc102a, whose product is annotated as coiled-coil domain containing 102A. The transcript has 8 exons. The record is from RefSeq and is a predicted model, not a curated record. Gene Ontology annotation, cellular component: myosin complex. The coding region runs from base 15 to 1565 and encodes 516 amino acids. NCBI's taxonomy places the organism in Eukaryota, Metazoa, Chordata, Actinopteri, Osteoglossiformes, Osteoglossidae.
GGACCCACUUAGGAAUGAACCCCUCCCACAGCCCCCACGUGGCUGAUGGCCUCGGCCUACAUUUUGACAGGGUGCGGUUGCCGGACAGUGCUACAGCUACGCCUCUGGCCACACUCAGGCCUGACUCACACCUGUCCCUGCUUCCACCCUCGAGCAUUGGCAUGGCCGAAGGCAGGGACUGGGAAAGCUGGGAAGAGCUGCGCCUGCGGGAGCUGGAGGAGGUACGCACCCGGGCAGCCCAGAUGGAAAAGACAAUGCGCUGGUGGUCUGACUGCACGGCUAACUGGCGUGAGAAGUGGAGCAAGGUGCGGGCAGAGCGGAACCGUGCUAGGGAUGAGGUGCGCCAGCUGCGCCACUGCCUGGAUGCCUUGACCAAGGAACUGGAAGUUGCUCUGCCACCCUCUUUCUCCUCCUUGUCAUCAUCAUCGUCCUCCUCAAAGCCCCUGGAGGGGGUUGAGCUCCUGGACCACGAGCCUGUGAAAGAUGUGGGCUUGGAGAUGCCUGAGAGUUGCAAGGAUGCAGAAUCCUUGGAGAUCGCCCCGCUACUGAGAGCCAAAGCUCAUGAGACUCGGGACGGCUGUCUCUCUGACAGUCUCCGAUGUGGCCCUGGCUGGCCACUCUGGGACGACAUGCCCACCCAAGCGGAUGAAGCCUACAGGGUCAGCGCCCUCCAGCUGCGUCUGGGCGAGUCGCAGAAGGUCCUUCUAAAAGAACGCGAGAACAAGAAUUUGCUUGUGAAAAAUAUGGAGCAGUUGGAGGCUGGGCUGAGCCACUGGAAACAGAAGUAUGAGGAGCUGAACAAGAGCAAACAGGAGGCUUUCGAGCAGCUGAUCCUCCUGAAAGAACUGCACCAGAAUGAACUGGGCCGCAUGUCGGAGGACCUGGAGGAUGAACUUGGAGCGCGUACCAGCAUGGACAGGAAGCUGGCCGAACUGCGGGGAGAGAUGGAGCGGUUGCAGGUGGAGAACACGCAAGAGUGGGGCCGCCGUGAACAGCUGGAGACGGAGAAGCUUGCACUGGAGCGCGAAAACAAGAAGCUGCGGGUGCAGGUGGAGGACCUGGAAGAGCAGCUGUCCAGGAAGCAGAGGCAGAGCGCCACCGCCCUUGACUUGGACCUCAAGAGCAUCCAGAGCGAGCUCUUCGAGAGGAACAAGGAGCUGGCAGAUAUGUGCCAUAUACACUCCAAGCUGAAGAAGCAGCACCACGACAAGAUGGCUGAGCUGGCACAUGCCAACCGCCGUGUGGAGCAGCACGAGGCUGAAGUGAAAAAGCUGAGAUUCAGGGUGGAUGAGUUGAAAAAGGAGCUUGUGCAAGCAGAAGAUGAGUUGGAUGAAGCCCACAAUCAGACCAGGAAGCUGCAGAGGUCUUUGGAUGAGCAGGUGGAGCACUCUGAGAAUCUGCAGGUCCAGCUGGAUCACCUCCAAUCUAGACUCCGGCACCAGCAGAAUUCUAGCUUCUUUGGGAAGAAGCUUAGGUCACUGCGGUUCGGCUCAGACCAUCAUCCUGAUGGGUCACCUAGCGACGUGGAUGAGGAGGAAGAGGAGCUGCAGAUCCACAUCACUUGAGGGGUGGGAGUGAUGGAAGUGGUGCCUGGAGGGGGGCUCUGUCCUGUUCUGGUGCAGAGGGUGGGGUUACUUCCAUGGCACCUGUGCACACCUGGAAAGAGGCAACUGGAUCAGGUUCACACGUCCACCCACACAGACCCCUGUGGUCCCUGCUGUCCCCUAACCAGUCACAGGUGUUAGGCUUACAGUCAGAUCAUACUAGAAAUAAUUCCUUGUUUUUAUGGAUCUGUAUUUUGCUUUGUUUCCGUCACCCUCUUUCCUGCCUGAGCUCAGCCUCUGUGCAAUCAGCUGAACCCCAUUGUUGCCCUUCCUCUGAUGAUAAAUGCCGUGUGUGAGUGUGUGUGCCUGUUUUAUCUGCAUCCAGUUACAUGUGGUCAAAGAGUACAUUAUGUCUUUCAGCCACAUGCUGCCAUGGAAACCCCCCCUCACCCACACACAGGAGGACAGGCCAUCUUGACAGGCUGAUACAUAUGCAGUGUAGGUGAUGUUAUCAGUGAAAUUCACUUAAUAUUUUUGCU